AUGCACCUGCCCGGCGGCUCACCAGCCAUGGCCGACGGGAGCUUCUCGCUCGCUGGACAUCUGCUCCGCAGCCCCGGCGGGAACACGUCCAGGUUACACAGCAUCGAAGCCAUCCUGGGCUUUUCCAAGGACGAUGGGCUCCUCGGUACCUUCCCGGCGGCGGCGGCGGCCGCGGCGGAGCGGGGCUCCCGGGGCUCGAAGGAGCGGGAUCGGAGGCUGGGCGCGCGGCCCGCUUGCCCCAAGGCGACAGCAGGUGGCACGGGGCCAUCCCCGCCACCAGCCCCGACGCUGGUCCCGGAAUACGAAGCUUCUCGCCCCUGCUGCCCCAAGGAGCCAGGAGAGACUCGGCCGAGCCCAGGGCUGCCCGCAGCGGGUGACGGGAAGCUGCCGGAGGAAGAGCCACCCAAGAAAAAGCACCGGCGGAACCGCACGACCUUUACCACCUACCAGCUGCACGAGCUGGAGCGAGCCUUCGAGAAGUCCCACUACCCCGACGUGUACAGCCGGGAAGAGCUGGCGGGCAAGGUCAACCUGCCUGAAGUCCGCGUCCAGGUGUGGUUCCAGAACCGCCGGGCCAAGUGGAGGCGGCAGGAGAAGCUGGAAGUGUCGUCCAUGAAACUGCAGGACUCGCCCCUGCUGUCGUUCAGCCGCUCCCCGCCCUCGGCCACCCUGGCUCCCCUGGGCGCGGGCCCGGGCCACGGCGGGGGGCCGGCAGGGGGCGCUCUGCCGCUGGAGUCGUGGCUAGGCCCGCCGCUGCCGGGAGGGGGCGCCACGGCGCUGCAGAGCCUGCCGGGCUUCGGGCCCCCGGCGCAGAGCCUGCCGGCCAGCUACACCCCGCCGCCGCCGCCGCCGCCGCCGCCCUUCCUGAACUCCCCGGCCCUGGGCCCCGGGCUGCAGCCGCUCGGGCCGCCGCCGCCCACCUACCCGUGCGGCCCGGGCUUCGGGGACAAGUUCCCGCUGGAGGAGGCGGACCCGCGCAACAGCAGCAUCGCCGCGCUGCGCAUGAAAGCCAAGGAGCACAUCCAGGCCAUCGCCAAGCCCUGGCAGGCGCUCUAG
This is a messenger RNA of Jaculus jaculus (lesser Egyptian jerboa), 1056 nucleotides long. RefSeq names its product retina and anterior neural fold homeobox (gene Rax). The record is from RefSeq and is a predicted model, not a curated record. Gene Ontology annotation, biological process: positive regulation of transcription by RNA polymerase II. Gene Ontology annotation, molecular function: RNA polymerase II cis-regulatory region sequence-specific DNA binding; DNA-binding transcription factor activity, RNA polymerase II-specific. NCBI's taxonomy places the organism in Eukaryota, Metazoa, Chordata, Mammalia, Rodentia, Dipodidae.